GCGUCGGCGUCGUUGCAGUUGCUCGCUCUUCAGGUUGCUGCAAGCGACGCCGUUUGCCGGGCUUCCCUCCUGCUUCCGAGAUUAAGGUGAUGGGGGUGUUUCAAGGAAAGUGUACCGUCUGCUUUCUGGGUGUUUCCGGCUUGCUUCUGUCUAAGACGGAUCCAGCGCUUGCUCCUGUCAGGUUUCCCUAACACGCCGAGUGGCAUGAAACGGGCCGCCCUGCAGAAUUGUAAAUCAAACGAUAAUUUCAAAUUGCGUAAUUUCUGUGGACCUGGACAGAAGGAAACUUUGAAGCUCUUUAGAUGGCUGUGUGCAUUGGAGUCAACACCUAAGGGCUGAGUGAGGAAGAGUCUUCAGACAGCUGUUGCAGAGGAUGCCUAAGCUGGCGAAACUCCUUUGGAACUGUAUCCCAGGGGAAAUUCUGGCCCACAUAUUUUCCUUCUUGCCUGCCAGAGACAGAUACAACGUUGUGCGUGUGUGUGAGCACUGGGCCGCAGAAGUGCAUUCCAGUUGUGUCUGGGAUUUUACAGAAAUCAGUUUUGACACAGAGGAUGAGGAUGACGAGUGCCUGUUGCAGUGGCUACAGCCGUUCCUAGGCCUCAUCAGACACCUGCAGUUGGUGGUUGACCAGUCCCUGGACCUGAACCGGAGACAAGCCACAGGCAUCUUGGACAUGUUGGCCUGUCAGAGCUGCAGGUUGCAGGGGCUCUGUAUUGUAUGCCUGGGAAUAAGCCCCUAUUUCUAUUCCGGCCAAGAUGUCCUGCAUAGCAUCCGGAGUAUCUGCCAGAGCAGGAAUGGGAUUGAUCUCCAGUAUAUUGACUUCCGGCAAAUGCCUUUCACUAUGGACAACGGGACUGUUCAGAUGAUUGCAUCCAGCAGCCCAAACCUGCACGCCUUGUUCAUCAACAACCAAGCGCCUGGUCCAAUGAUUGUCAAGCCAGAGACAAUCACUGAUGUUCUGAGGACCUGCCCUAAGUUAUCUGCCUUGGGGGUCUGCUAUGCCAGUUUAUCCGAGAAGAUGUUUCGGGAACUGCUGAAACCAAACAGAGGGCCGUUCCGGUUUCUGGACCUUUUCUAUGAAGGGCUGGACGUCAACAUUCCUAAAGAGCUUUGGGCUAUGAAUGGUUCCAGCUUCCAUGUUUUUGAUCAGAGUCGGUUUGCGAAGGAGGUGCUGCCUAAGUAUUUCAAACACAACAAUAUGGCCAGCUUUGUGCGACAACUGAACAUGUAUGGCUUUAGGAAAGUGGUGAACAUUGAACAAGGCGGGCUUGUCAAGCCUGAACGCGAUGACACUGAGUUCCAGCACCUUUAUUUCCUACAAGGCCAUGAACACCUCCUUGAGCACAUCAAAAGGAAGGUGUCCAUUGUGAAAAGUGAAGAAACCAAGAUGCGCCAAGAAGACCUUAGCAGAUUACUGUACGAGAUCCAGAUCCUCCGGGGUCAGCAAGAGACAAUGGAGUGUCAGGUGCAGGACAUGAAGCAGCAGAAUGAAGUUUUGUGGAGGGAAGUUGUGUGUCUCAGGCAGAAUCACUCACAGCAUGAGAAAGUGAUCAACAAGCUGAUUCAGUUUCUCUUCGGCCAGCUCCAAUCCAGCCCCAGCAAUGCUGGAAUAAAGAGAAAGCUACCUCUCAUGCUGGAUGAUGGCAACUCUGCUCCACAAAUGACUAAGUUCAGGAAGCAUUUGUCUUUGGAUCCCAUUCAUGACUCCUAUUUCAUCCAGUCGCCAUCUGCAGAACCUGCUUCAUGCUUAAACAGCCCUGCUGUCCCAGGAGGGCCAAUAAUAUCAGAUGUUACUGAAGUGUCGCCAUCUAAUGCUGUGGUCAUGCAGCCUGCUUCCAACAGGGAGAGGGAAACCUGCCUCCUGCUGGUCAAGGAAGAACCCAUUAGCCCUGAGCAGAAAGCCGCAUCCACAGAUCCUGCUGUCCCCUUGAUUGGCUGUAAUGUCUGCUCAGACCCUCCUGUGUUGCCUGUUGCCAUGGUUCAGUCUGUGCUAGACGGCAGAGGGAGCUGCGAUGUGCCACAGCCAGCAAGUUUGCAGACACUUGACAGAAGAGGCAGAAGGGCACCUCUAGACAGAGUAGAAAUCUCUGAUCCUUUAGAUGGUGCUGAUUUGAAUCUGGAAGGCCUUCAAAUCCUUCUUAGAAACCAGCAGUAUAAUCUCGAAGCUGCCACUACUUUGGAUGCUUUCAACCCCACUAUAUCUGCAAGUGAAUGGAAUUUGAAUGAUGUGGAGGCCAAUUUGUCCUCGUUUGUGUUUUUGCAUCAGGACACAGAUGCCAACUGUGGAUCUGGAGAAGAAUGCAAAUAAGAGGUCCUCCCGAGUGUUAAAUCCCCAAAUUAAUGCCUCUUGCUCAGGUACUGCUCAUAGCUAACCUUCCACACAGAGAAGUGACAGUCUACCAUGCAGAGGCUGAUUUUGCUGGCAGAAGCAUCCCUAAUUAGGAGCUCUUUGCAAGCAAUUCAGCAAGUUGUGACAUUUCAAAGAGAAUGAACUUUUUGCUUUUUCAUUUGGCCUCCUGUGCUACUUUCUACCUCCUGUGC
Molecule: messenger RNA, 2541 nt
Organism: Lacerta agilis (Sand lizard)
Lineage: Eukaryota; Metazoa; Chordata; Lepidosauria; Squamata; Lacertidae
Gene: HSF4
Product: heat shock transcription factor 4
Exons: 14
Coding region: 374-2308 (644 amino acids)
Biological process (GO): regulation of DNA-templated transcription
Molecular function (GO): sequence-specific DNA binding; DNA-binding transcription factor activity; protein binding
Source: RefSeq, a predicted model, not a curated record